Manis javanica (Malayan pangolin) is the source of this 5508-nucleotide messenger RNA. RefSeq names its product DLC1 Rho GTPase activating protein (gene DLC1). Gene Ontology annotation, molecular function: GTPase activator activity; lipid binding; protein binding. Gene Ontology annotation, biological process: actin cytoskeleton organization; regulation of Rho protein signal transduction; signal transduction. Gene Ontology annotation, cellular component: membrane raft; focal adhesion. The record is from RefSeq and is a predicted model, not a curated record. Lineage: Eukaryota; Metazoa; Chordata; Mammalia; Pholidota; Manidae.
GACAGACUCCUGCCUCAGCUAAGGCUCCCUCCAGCUGCAGAGGGUGUUUUUGUUAGAAUCACACACUGCGUAAAACUGCUUAGAAUAGAGCCAUGAUCUCAACCACGAAAUGUGAACUUAUAUUUUGGAGAAACUAACGGGGACGGACUUCUGAGCCUUGAACAAUCUCAUGCUGGGUGUUUUCAGCUCCUCGCUGUCUAUAGGUGGUGAAAUGACAAAACUCACUCUCUUCUUCAAUCAGUGAAUCUGAAGUGAUCUUUCAUCCAGUUUCAUCUCCUUUAGUCUCAUAUGGAACGUAUCUCCCUGUCUGUUGUUAAACUAUGAUGACAUGUCUGUAGCUAUCAGGAAGAGAAGCUGGGAAGAACAUGUGACCCAAUGGAUGGGACAGCCUUUUAAUUCUGAUGGUUAUAACACAUCAUGUCAUCAUGGACUAGUAGCUGACAGCUUGCAGGCAAGUAUGGAAAAAGAUGCAACUGUAAAUGUGGGCCGCAAAGAAAAGUGUGUUUCGCUACCUGACUGCUGUCAUGGGUCAGAGCUGAGAGAUUUUCCUGGGAGGCCAAUGGGUCACACUUCAAAGGAAGUGGAUGGGAACGACAGCUACGAAAGUGAAGAUCAGUUUCUUUCUCUGGAGGCCAGCACAGAAACACUAGUGCCUGUUUCUGAUGAGGAUACCAAUUCUGAUCUAUAUGUUACAGAUGACAAACAGAUUUUAACUACCCAAGAGCAUAAAACAUCAGAUCAGCAGAGCAUCAAGGGAGCAGGCUCCUUAGUAAAGACACUGCCCAUCAUGGAAGGUAACCAAGAUUUCUGUAACUCCUGGGAAAUGACUGGUGAAGCCAAUUUAGUGCUGGUAGAAGAAAGGGGGGAGAGAAAAGUUGUUGACAUUAUAAGUAAAAGCCUGGAGUUUUGUAAUGAUAUAAGCUUAAGUGAAAUAAAAGAUGCCUCCAAAAUAAGUGCAUGCAAUUCUCUGAAUGUGAAAGAUACUGUGUCUGAGAAGCAACUGCUUAAUUCUGCUGUAAUUGCUCAGCAACGAAGGAAACCUGACUUCCCUAAAGAUGAACAUGAAAGAGACACCUGCAGUGUAGUACAAGAUGAGUUCUUGGCUAGUCCUUGUACAGACACAGGAGUGCCAUUAUUAAAAGCAGAUCCUGGAAACUGCCUUCUGCUGCCUUCUUCCUGCUCUAGUGGAAUGUCAGCUGAAAAUGGCCUGGAGAAGAGUGGUUUCUCAGAACAUCAAAACAAAAGUUUUCCAAAGGUCAACUCAGGAGAUGGCAUGCAGUGUUUACACUUAAAAGAGACUCUGGCCACCCAGGAACCCACAGACAACCAAGUCAGGCUUCGCAAAAGAAAGGAAAUAAGAGACGACCGCGAUCGGGCGCGGCUGGACUCCAUGGUGCUGCUCAUUAUGAAACUGGACCAACUUGAUCAGGACAUCGAGGACGCCCUCAGCAGCGGCCCCUCGCCGUGCAGCACGCCCGCGAACCUGCGGCGCCGGGCGCCCGAUCUGGAGUCAGGAUCUGAGAGUGGAGCAGACACCAUUUCAGUAAAUCUGACACAAACAAAUCUGUCAUCCAACACCGAGUCCACUGACCUACCGUCUUCCACCCCAGUGGCCAAUUCUGGAACCAAACCCAAGUCUGCGGCUGUUCCAGGUAUUUCAGAGAAGGAAAAGGCUGAAAUUGAAGCCAAAGAAGCUUGCGAUUGGCUACGGGCAACAGGUUUCCCUCAGUACGCACAGCUUUACGAAGAUCUCCUGUUCCCCAUUGAUAUUUCUUUGGUCAAGAGAGAACAUGAUUUUUUGGACAGAGAUGCCAUUGAGGCCUUAUGCAGGCGUCUAAAUACUUUGAACAAAUGUGCGGUAAUGAAGCUGGAAAUUAGUCCUCAUCGGAAGAGAAGUGAGGAUUCAGAUGAGGAUGAGCCUUGUGCAAUAAGCGGCAAAUGGACUUUCCAGAGGGACAGCAAGAGGUGGUCCCGCCUUGAAGAGUUUGAUGUCUUUUUUCCAAAGCAAGACCCAGUGCCCGGGUCCCCAGAUGAUGCCCACCUGCAGAACGCCACGAGCCACGAAAGCAUGCUGACGGAUCUCAGCGAGCGCCAGGAGGUGGCUUCCGUCCGCAGCCUCAGCAGCACCGGCAGCCUGCCCAGCCACGCGCCCCAUGGCGGGGAUGCUGCCACGCCCCGGACUAACUCAGUCAUCAGCGUCUGCUCCUCCAGCAACUUCGUGGGUGCCGAGGACUCCUUCUGCAGCCUGCCCUCUCCCAAGGAGCUGUCCAGCUUCAGCUUCAGCAUGAAAGGGCACGAGAAGAACCCCAAGUCCAAAGCGCGCAGUCUGCUGAAGCGCAUGGAGAGCUUGAAGCUCAAGGGCUCGCACCGCAGCAAGCACACGGCGCCGUCCAGGCUGGGGCUGAUCAUCAGCGGGCCCAUCCUGCAGGAGGGGAUGGACGAGGAGAGGCUGAAGCAGCUGAACUGCGUGGAGAUCUCCGCCCUCAACGGCAAUCACAUUAACGUCCCCAUGGUACGAAAGAGGAGUGUGUCCAACUCCACGCAGACCAGCAGCAGCAGCCAGUCUGAGACCAGCAGUGCCGUCAGCACGCCCAGCCCCGUGACGAGGACCCGCAGCCUCAGUGCCUGCAACAAGCGGGUGGGCAUGUACCUAGAGGGCUUUGACCCAUUCAGUCAGUCGACGAUCAGCAGUGUCAUGGAACAGAACUUUAAAAACCGCGAGAGCUGCCCGGAGGACACUGUGUUCUACAUCCCGGAAGAUCACAAGCCCGGCACGUUCCCCAAGGCCCUCUCCAACGGCAGUUUCUCCCCCGCAGGGAACAACAGCUCUGUGAACUGGAGGACUGGAAGCUUCCACGGCCCCAGCCGUAUCAGCCUGAGCAGGGACAAUAGCAGCGGCAGCCCCAAGGAGCUUCAGAGACGCAAUUCGUCCAGCUCCGUAAGCAGCCGCCUGAGCAUCUACGACAACGUGCCGGGCUCCAUCCUCUACUCCAGCUCGGGUGACCUGGCCGACCUAGAGAACGAGGACAUCUUCCCUGAGCUGGAUGACAUCCUCGACCACGUGAAGGGGAUGCAGAGGAUCGUCAACCAGUGGUCGGAGAAGUUUUCCGACGAGGGGGACUCCGACUCAGCCCUGGACUCUGUCUCUCCGUGCCCAUCUUCUCCCAAACACAUCCACCUGGAUGUGGACAAUGACCGAGCCACACCCAGUGACCUGGACAGCACGGGCAACUCGCUGAACGAACCCGAAGAGCCCUCGGACAUCCCGGAACGGAGGGAUUCUGGGGUCGGGGCCUCCCUGACAAGGCCCAAUAGGCACAGGCUGCGAUGGCACAGUUUCCAGAGCUCCCAUCGGCCAAGCCUGAACUCGGUGUCCCUGCAGACCAGCUGCCAGUCUGUGGCUCAGAUGAACCUGCUGCAGAAGUACUCACUGCUCAAGCUGACUGCCCUACUGGAGAAGCACACGCCAUCCAACAAGCAUGGCUUUAGCUGGGCUGUGCCCAAGUUCAUGAAAAGGAUCAAGGUUCCAGACUACAAGGACCGAAAUGUGUUUGGGGUCCCUCUGACGGUCAAUGUGCAGCGCACCGGACAGCCCUUGCCCCAAAGCAUCCAGCAGGCCAUGCGCUACCUUCGCAACCAUUGUUUGGACCAGGUUGGGCUCUUCAGAAAAUCAGGCGUCAAAUCCCGGAUCCAGGCUCUGCGCCAUAUGAAUGAAAGUGCCAUAGACUGUGUCAACUAUGAAGGGCAGUCUGCUUAUGAUGUGGCAGACAUGCUGAAGCAGUACUUCAGAGACCUUCCUGAGCCAUUAAUGACAAACAAACUCUCAGAAACCUUUCUCCAGAUCUACCAGUAUGUGCCCAAGGACCAGCGCCUCCAGGCGAUCAAGGCCGCCAUUAUGCUCCUGCCUGAUGAGAACCGCGAAGUCCUACAGACGCUCCUUUACUUCUUGAGCGAUGUCACAGCAGCUGUGAAGGAAAACCAGAUGACUCCCACCAACCUGGCCGUGUGCUUAGCACCUUCCCUCUUCCACCUCAACACCCUGAAAAGAGAGAAUUCUUCUCCAAGGGUAAUGCAAAGAAAACAAAGUCUGGGCAAACCAGAUCAGAAGGAUUUGAAUGAAAAUCUUGCUGCCACUCAAGGACUGGCCCAUAUGAUUGCUGAGUGCAAGAAGCUUUUCCAGGUUCCGGAGGAAAUGAGCCGAUGUCGGAACUCCUAUACCGAACAGGAGCUGAAGCCCCUCACGCUAGAAGCGUUGGGACGCCUGCAUAAUGACGAACCAGCUGACUAUCAGCACUUCCUCCAGGACUGUGUGGAUAGCCUGUAUAAAGAGGUCAAAGACAAGUUUAAAGGCUGGGUCAGCUACUCUACAUCUGAGCAAGCCGAGCUCUCCUACAAGAAGGUUAGUGAGGGACCCCCUCUGAGGCUCUGGAGGUCAACCAUCGAAGUCCCUGCUCUGCCUGAGGAAGUCUUAAAGCGCCUACUUAAAGAGCAGCACCUCUGGGAUGUAGACCUGCUGGAUUCAAAAGUGAUUGAAAUCCUGGACAGCCAAACUGACAUUUACCAGUACGUCCAGAACAGCAUGGCGCCCCACCCUGCCCGGGACUGCGUCGUUCUGAGGACAUGGAGGACUAAUCUGCCCAAGGGGGCGUGUGCCCUUUUACUCACCUCUGUGGAUCAUGACCGGGCCCCUGUGGUGGGUGUGAGGGUCAAUGUGCUCCUGUGCAGGUACCUGAUCGAACCCUGCGGGUCAGGGAAGUCCAAACUCACCUACAUGUGCAGAGCCGACCUAAGAGGCCACAUGCCAGAGUGGUACACAAAAUCUUUUGGACAUUUGUGUGCAGCUGAAGUUGUGAAGAUCCGAGACUCUUUCAGUAAUCAGAACACUGAAACCAAAGACACCAAAUCUAGAAUAUAAUCCGUAAGUGCACUAUUAAACGUUAGGAAAAGUCUGGCCUGCUUUCCCUUGCUGCGCCUCUCACCCGCACCCCGAGGACCACAGCUUGCCUCAGCUGAAAUGAAAAUGCAGAUUUGCCGAAGGAAAAAGCAGACUACAAAUCAUUCCAAGGCCCAACUGCAACUGAGCCACUUACUCACAAACAGGAAACCCUGGUGAAGGUUCAGGAAGCACAGAGAUUCUCCCAACAAAGGUCGUUAGGAAACGAUGCUGAGAAAGUUACAAGAAUAAGCAGCAGAAGGAUGCUCAUAAGCAAAGCCGAGGUCACCGAUGAAUUCCACAAAAGGUCUCUUUCCCACUGCUCAGCCUUCCUGUGGAAAGGAUUCCUUACAUAUUUGACAAGAGGAGAGGUCAAAGGAUGUGAACAUUUUCAAAAACUCUGCUCAAGUCAUCUAACAUGAUUUUGCUGCAAUUUACUAAUUGUGACUAAUUGCCUACAUUGUAAGCUCUUUGAGGGCAGGGCUUCUUUCCUACACAUCUUUAUAAUCCCCUCCAGCUGCUUUCAGUGUUUUAUACUUGUAGGCACCUAAUAAAUUUAUAAUUUGCCGAAAGGA